AUGAUGAAGUGGGGUGGAAGAAAAUCUUCUUCAGCUUCUUCUUCUAAACAUUCCUUCAUCUCUCAUGUAUCUCCUUUUUCAUGGCUAUCAAAGUUCAAGCAAAUGAAAAUUGACUCGGACUCGAAGGCAAAACUUGAAAAGCGGAAGCAGAACACCCCAUCUGAAAAUAGUUCAUCACAGUUUCCUUGUGGGAGCAGAGGAAAGUUUUAUGGAGGUGGCGAUGACGAUGCUUUCUGGAGAUUAUCAUUUGGUGAAGAGAUUACUAAUGAGCAAAAGAAGAAAAAUGAAGAUAAUAUGAAGCCUACUAUGUACAAUUUGGAUACCAAAAGACAUGGAAGAAGUAGAAGAAGAGAAGAUAGAAAAUUGCUGAAUGAAACAAAGAGUACAAAGGAACUUGAAUACUUAAAGAGGAGAUAUGAGAGAAAAGAACAAAGAGUUUUACAAGAUAAGCUCUUGAAGUUAGAGAAUGCAACAGAAGAAGCUGAAUUUGCAUCAAGCAAAUGUAAAUUCUUAGAAAAAGAUGAGGUUCAAUUUGAAUCACCGAGUACCUACUUAUUUUCUUCUUCUGUAGAUGCUGAAAGUUCUGACCUUGGCCUUGGAAGUAUAAGAGAAAAUGGUGUGAAACAAAGUGAGGAGUUUAAAGCAAAGGAUAACAAAAAAAGGGAAUCAGUUCAUGUGAGCAGAGAAAUCCAGAGGAGGAAACCAAAGCACAGUUCGAAGGUAAGAGUGCAUUCUCCAAGGAUGGCUGCAAAAGUUGAAAUAUGCAAAAUAAAGGCGAUACAAGACAAAAAGAAAGCAAAACUAAAGAUGAAGAAAGAAGAGGAAACAGAAGAAGGGUUAGAUAGCUUUGCUGUUGUGAAGUGUUCUUUGGAUCCACAACAAGAUUUUAGAGAUUCAAUGAUUGAGAUGAUCAAAGAGAAACAGAUAAGUCAGCCAGAAGAAAUGGAAGAGCUGUUAGCAUGUUAUUUGAGUUUGAAUUCUAAUGAAUAUCAUGAUCUCAUUAUCAAAGCUUUCCGGCAGAUGCCAGACUCAUCGCUUAAUUAG
This is a messenger RNA of Trifolium pratense (red clover), 1044 nucleotides long. RefSeq names its product transcription repressor OFP5. NCBI's taxonomy places the organism in Eukaryota, Viridiplantae, Streptophyta, Magnoliopsida, Fabales, Fabaceae. The coding region runs from base 1 to 1044 and encodes 347 amino acids. The record is from RefSeq and is a predicted model, not a curated record. The transcript has 2 exons. Gene Ontology annotation, biological process: negative regulation of DNA-templated transcription.